This is a messenger RNA of Pseudophryne corroboree (corroboree frog), 2148 nucleotides long. It is a transcript of the gene PROK2, whose product is annotated as prokineticin 2. The transcript has 3 exons. The record is from RefSeq and is a predicted model, not a curated record. Gene Ontology annotation, biological process: endothelial cell proliferation. The coding region runs from base 573 to 905 and encodes 110 amino acids. Lineage: Eukaryota; Metazoa; Chordata; Amphibia; Anura; Myobatrachidae.
AAAUGAUGUAUGAAGGAGUCAGGACACAUUUUUCCUGUUGUGCUGUAUUGCAAUCACACGAGUGUAGUAGCAACACCUCCGGCGUUUUCUGACUUUUAUUCAUAUACAUCAGCACUAGAGGAUGAGCGCGUCCACAGAGUGUGCAGCAGUAACCUUGUGAGCGCAGCUUCUCGGAACUGUGCGAAUCCAGCUGCAUGCGGCCAAUACAGACAGGAGGAGAGGGAGAGACGGGCUGCUGCCGGCUGGGUGGGAGUGCGUACAUCGCUGCUGCCUCUCUCCCACCCCGUGUGAUUGGCACUCAGUGAACCAUUGUGUUUGCGCUUUAUCUCGCUCCCUCUGAGUCAUAGAGGUCGCUUUGAAUGGCGCACCGAGCUUUAUAACCGCUUAAGAACAUGGAGCACCUAGGCGAACCACACACACACAGUCUCCAGCAUCAGCACCGAGCGUCUACUCCUCACACUUCAGCCCUUCCACGCCGGCUCUUCUUUCCGUACCCUCACGGCCGGGCUUCGUGCUGACAUCCUCCGCGGAGCUCCGCUUGGAUCUAUCUCUUGACUCCAGCCUUCUUUAUUAUGAGAAAAUUGCUGUGCUUGUCUCUCCUCUUCGGCGCUUUCCUGCUUCUGGAGUCCGGGGAAGCCGCGGUCAUCACUGGGGCUUGUGAAAGGGACCAGCAAUGUGGAGGAGGAAUGUGCUGCGCUAUCAGCCUUUGGAUAAGUAGUUUACGAAUUUGUACUCCUCUUGGCAAUGAGGGAGAUGACUGUCACCCAUUAAGUCAUAAAGUUCCAUUUUUUGCCAAAAGAAUGCACCACACUUGUCCAUGUCUGCCGAACUUGGCCUGUAUAAAGUUGGAUGACAGCAGUUAUAAAUGUUUGCCGUACCUAAAAAGCAAUAAUUUUUAUUUGUAGUAGAUUUCAGGCAUAAUGAAAAUAAAAAUGUAUUUUGAAGGAUGACUUUAUGCUGCCAAAAAUUGUAUUGUAAACUUUUUUGAUGUUGAAAGCUAACAAUUCACAUUAUAGAACAGUGUCUCCAUAACUGCAGCUUUCAAGUCUUCCGAAUUCUUGAUUUGUUGCUACCCUGCUUAAAGGUGCAAUCCUACUAUCAAUUGUUGUUUUUCAUAUAUUUCUCUAGCGUACUGUUAAAGUGCACAAAUUCAGUUGUUGUCUUUAUCUUUCGUUUUCCUUUGCAAGCUUCUAGUAAGGAUUUACAACUUGUCAUUCGACUACCAUGGCAACCACAGUCACAUGACAAAUUAUAUAAUGAGCAGAGUGUCUUUAAAAUGCCCCUCAUACUAGAACAAACAUUUUUAAAUAAACCUACAAAAUCUGAUGUUAAACUCAUGUUAAACCAUACAAAACUUACAAAGAAAAAAAAGUUGGAUUGCAGCUUUAAUUAAGGGACAAUUUUGUAAAAGUUAUGCAGAAAGAAAAUCCUCUUGUGUAUGAUUAGGAAAGAAAGAAAGCUUGAGCUGCAUUAGACAGUAUCUUUGCACAAAUGACAUUUAUACAGCUAAAGUAUUUUUUUAUUAUUUUAACAAAACUAAUGGCUAAACCAAAUUACUAUCAAAGUUGUAUAAGUUUUAAGAUUCUGCUUUUUUUUAUUUUACAUCUUACAAUAGAGCACACUAUUUUUCCUCUUUUACUGCUUCUUUAAAUGCUUAAAAAAAAAAACCAACUAGCACAACAAGCAGGCCACAUAGGUUCCUGAGCAAGAAAGGGAUAACUUUCCCUGGUCAGCAAUGGAACAGCUUCUGCCCCAGCACUAGCAACAGUGAUCUAUUCCGAUCCAAACAGCUCUGUGUCGUUUUAUAACACAAGCUCUGAUUGGAUCGAGACAUGGCAUUGUGAUACAAUUACUAAAACAUGUACAUUUGAAAACUUUUGUAAUGCGAACUUGCUGCAAUCCUGGCACAUCAGGGGUGAUGACAUGUCCAGCCCUGUUUGUUAUUCCUCCACACACGAUUGUAAAAGUUGCGUUUUUAGUAAAUCACACCCAGACUAUGGAAAGUAAAGUCGCUGUUCCACAUAAAAGUAACAUGAAGUAAUUUGUUGUGUUACAGUAACUUUAUCUCAGUGAAGUGUUAAUGUAGCUUUAAUGAUUGAUUGCAGAAGAGGAUUGAUUGCAGAAGAGAAAUAAAUUAUUUUACAUAUA